Adineta ricciae is the source of this 357-nucleotide messenger RNA. NCBI's taxonomy places the organism in Eukaryota, Metazoa, Rotifera, Eurotatoria, Adinetida, Adinetidae. The record is from the annotation of a GenBank genome assembly.
AUGACAUCGUACAAUUAUGCCACGAUCACCGAAGCAGCUAUAUACAAACGUCCGAAACAAAGUGGACCUAAUCUCGUUGGUCACUGGGGUGUCAUGGUCAAUGUAGAAGGCCAUGGUAAAUAUCUUAUUCAUAAUACGCCUGAAUCAGGUACAGUUGCUACAGCGGCAAGUGACAUGAGCCCAAAAUGGAGUUUAGUAUCUUCCCUUCCAGUUCGUAGUAACAAAACGAUUCGCGGUUGUAUGCAAGCGUCCGGUGGUGCUCAUACGAACUAUGUAUCAUCCGCUUUAGCAAGAUACAUUAUGGGAGACACAUGUGUAGGUACUGCUGCAGCUAUUGGACAAUAUUUGAUAGACUGA